This is a messenger RNA of Mauremys mutica (yellowpond turtle), 2452 nucleotides long. It is a transcript of the gene KIFBP, whose product is annotated as kinesin family binding protein. Lineage: Eukaryota; Metazoa; Chordata; Testudines; Geoemydidae. Bases 67 to 1872 code for a protein of 601 amino acids. Gene Ontology annotation, molecular function: protein binding. The transcript is spliced from 7 exons. The record is from RefSeq and is a predicted model, not a curated record.
UCUAAAACGCCGAGCCGAGCUGGAGGUGGGUCGCAGUUGCGGGUGGCGCUGGGCCCGGCGAGGAAGAUGGCAGCGCCCGCCGGCUGGGCCUCGCUCUGCGAGAAGUUCCGCAGCUCGCUGAGUCUCUCCAACGUGGAGUCCAAGAAGGACCCGGAGAACGAGCCCUACCGCUCCAAGUACGGCGCCCGGGAGCUGCUGGAGGAGAUCCGGCAGCUGCUGGGCUCGGAGGAGGCGGCCGAGGCCGAGGGCGCCCCCGCGGGGGAGGCGGCGGCGCUGCGGGCCGUGCGGCUGGCGGUGGUGGAGUACGAGCUGGGGGUGAAUCACACCGAGACCGAGGAGCUCUCUGCCGGCGAGGAGCACCUGCUGAAGUGCACCCGGCUGCUGGAGCGCCACCGCCUCUCCCGCGACUGCGUCUCCCUCUACAUCCAGGCCCAGAACAAUUUGGGUAUCCUGUGGUCUGAAAGAGGUGAAAUUAAAACAGCACAGACUUACUUGGAAUCUGCAGAAGCGUUGUAUAAUCAGUACAUGAAAGAGAAUGGGAACCCUCCCCUUGAUUCCAACGAACACUUCAUGGCUGAAGAAGAAAAACUUACCGAUCAAGAGAGAUCAAAAAGAUUUGAAAAGGCCUAUACCCAUACAUUAUAUUAUUUGGCCCAAGUCUACCAACACCUGGAAAUGAUUGAAAAGGCUGCCCAGUAUUGCCAUACCACCCUUAAACGACAGCUUGAGUACAGCGGCUACUAUCCAGUAGAAUGGGCUCUGAAUGCUGCUACCUUGUCACAAUAUUAUCUCACUAAGCAAUGCUUUAUGGAGUCUCGACACUGUCUAGCAGCUGCCAAUGUCAUCUUUAGCCAAGCUGGACAGGUUCCUUCUUCAGAGGACAAUGAAACAGAACAAGACCAACAGGAUCUUCGACAGAGAAAAGCUGAAAUUGCAAGAUGUUGGAUUAAGUACUGCUUGACUCUUUUGCAGAGUGCUCGGAAAUCACUUGAGGAUAACAUCGGAGAGUUGGAUCCAGACAGGCAAUCAGAGCUUAAAGCCCAAAGGAAAAAAGAGGAAGACGAAAAAGAGAAGGGCAGAAAGAAAGCUGUUCUCUUUGGAACUAGUGAUCUGUGUGACUCUAUAUUAGCCACAGAAGAGAAAGUGAGCUGUGUAUGUCCUUUAGAUUUUCAGGAAGCCAGAGAAGUCUUCCUAGUGGGUCAGAAUUAUGUUCACGAAGCAAAAGAGUUCUUUCAGUUUGAUGGCUAUGUUACUGACCAUAUUGAAAUUGUUCAGGACCACAGUGCCUUGUUUAAGGUGCUUGCUUUCUUUGAAGAAGAUUAUGAGAGACGCUGCAAGAUGCACAAGCGUAGAAUAGAUAUGCUGGAGCCCAUGUACGUGGAUUUGAAUCCACAGUAUUACCUGCUGAUCAGUAGGCAGCUUCAGUUUGAAUUAGCGGACACCUAUUAUGAGAUGAUGGAUUUAAAGGUAGCUAUUGGUAACAGGCUAGAGGAACUUGACUCACAUACCAUAAAAAAAAUUAAUUCUCUGGCUCAGUUAGCAGUCAAGUACUAUGAACUCUUCUUAGAUUCUUUGAGGAAUCCAGAUAAGAUAUUUCCUGAAAAACUCGAGGAUGAUGUUCUUCGCCCUGCAAUGGUGGCCAAAUUUCACAUUGCACGAUUAUAUGGCAAGCUUAUUACUUCUGAUGGCAAGAAACAGUUGGAGAAUAUGCAGACCUCAUUGGAAUAUUACACAUUUCUAGUAGACUAUUGUGAGAAGCAUCCAGAAGCUGUCCAGGCCAUAGAAACGGAACUAGAACUCAGUAAAGAAAUGGUCGGUCUGCUUCCAACAAGAAUGGAGAGGCUAAAAGCCAAACUGUCUCCGUUCAGUUAAACCCUUGUCUUCAAUGAAUGGAAAUGUGCAAUAUUAAAAUGAUCUGUCAAACAUACUUUGGGACAGUUUCCAUACCUCGUUGUUGCCCUUAGCCUUCAGAUGUCUGCAGCUAUAAGAUCCAGUUAUGGUAGGCACCAUAGAACCUUUUUAAAAUUGAGAACUGUCUAGUUUAGUUCCUCACCCAUGCUAAUGGUAUAAACUCUAAAUGUAAAGUGAAUGUCCAUUUGAUGACUUGUAUUGCAUGCUCUUUGUGUAAAUACAAAACCUUCCUGCCUUACUUCUUCCUCCAAUAGAUCAUUCAAUUUCUAAAUGUAGUGUUGUACUUAAGAUGUUUCUUUUAAGGGAACCUUUUGGGUAGCUUGACGGUCCUAGAAACCUUUUCUAGGAAUCAGACUUUAGGCAUGCAGUCUGUCUACUACAUGGGAUUUUAGUCUUUCUAACCCAUGCUCCCAAGAGUAUCCAUAUAGAAAGGAGCCUUAUCAUAAUUGUGUCCUGUAUUUAUUUUGUGUGUUGCGAAGUGACUUUUGUUGCAAUUAAACAGACCUAUUAGAGGCUCAAUAAAUGGACUUGCUUUACUAAA